UAUUUUUGUCGGUCAGAUUGAAUAUGUCCGAGCUGAUAUCAGUAGCCUGAGGGAAUUGUACAGAAGCGGGUCUCGAAAGCAGAACGAAACAGAGCUCAGAGUUGAAAUGUGAACAGCAAUUACUAAAUCCAAAGUGAAGAUAUUUUAGGGAAAUUCUGCCAGCGAUCAAUAGUAUUAAUUAGUGCUACACACAGCCCAAUCAAGUUCAUCUCGAUGACGCAUCUGUCAGCAUGGACUUCCGCAGCAACAAUGCUGAUGCUGCAGCUCGCAGUGCCACUCCUCCUGCUGAUGGUUCAACAGUUUUCAACCUGCUCGGCUGUCAGUCACAAGGUUGACAAUUUUGAUGGGCUUGCUGAAGCCUCCAUGACCGGGUCCAGGUACAGGGAGCACAACGAGAACAGCUUUGACAUGCAUUAUGACAACUCGAGCCCCGACUCCAGCCCUAGCCAGCUGCUGGCCAACAAUGGGACGAGGAUACUGCGACGUGGCAAGCGAUAUCUUCAGUUCAGCAAGGGAUCCCGUAUGUCGUGGCGCACCAAUGGGAAGAACACUCUGCUGACAAUCAAUACGUUGUACGCCUAUGGCUAUGGCUUCCGCACCAAUUAUCCCUUCCCGUCAAUCGAGGAGCAGAAAAAGGAUAAUGCCGUCUUCUUUCGCCUCUUUAAGCGGGAUUUAUUCUCGAAACUGGAGACUGCUCUGGAUGGCCAUGGAUUCGAUGGUCGGGCCUGUAUGCUGAAGUCCUUUUGCACGGCCGUUCUCGAUGUGGACAAGUCGGAGCAGAAGAGCGGCAUGCUCUUCAAGCUUCUCAAAUUGGUAUUCAGCAGGGCAAAAAGAUACCUGGAUAUAAUAGAAACCACUCGCAUAUUUGUGGGUACUCAAAUAUUUAAUCUGGGCAAUCGCUCGUUGCUUAUACCGAAACGCUUUUCCCAUUUUUCCAUCAAGUUCCGCGUGAAUGCCAAGAACAAUGUGAUCGCCUCGCCCAUUGUCUGGGCGCAUGGCUACGGCUUUAGGGCCAAUACCCCAGUGCUGGUUAAGCGUGAGAAUCGACCCUUUAGAAGAGACACCUAUGAGCUGCUCCACGAGCUAAUCGAUCGGAGUGGCUUCGAUGGGCGGGCGUGUGUACUGAAGGCCUAUUGCACGGCUCUGGCCGGGGAUCAUGGUCAGGGAUUUCUCUUUAAGCUUUUAAAAUAUGUCUUUACCCUGGACGAACACGAAAAGCGUCAUAUGCCGCAUCUGCGCGAGGAGAACUGCGAACAAAUCAUGCAUAGCCACUGCCCAUUGAGCUUUGACAGCAUUUCCCCCUACACGGAUGAUGUUUAACUACAUCUAUACCUACCAUAUGGAUUUGUUUCCUUUUGCUUUCAAAAAUAAACAACAACUGAGAUUGAAUUGGAUGUGAAAAUAGAAAUAUAAA
Drosophila pseudoobscura is the source of this 1414-nucleotide messenger RNA. RefSeq lists its product as uncharacterized. The record is from RefSeq and is a predicted model, not a curated record. NCBI's taxonomy places the organism in Eukaryota, Metazoa, Arthropoda, Insecta, Diptera, Drosophilidae.